Opisthorchis viverrini is the source of this 13397-nucleotide messenger RNA. RefSeq lists its product as hypothetical. The transcript has 42 exons. Gene Ontology annotation, cellular component: cytoplasm; membrane; intermediate filament. NCBI's taxonomy places the organism in Eukaryota, Metazoa, Platyhelminthes, Trematoda, Opisthorchiida, Opisthorchiidae. The coding region runs from base 8 to 12040 and encodes 4010 amino acids. Gene Ontology annotation, molecular function: calcium ion binding; microtubule binding; structural molecule activity. Gene Ontology annotation, biological process: intermediate filament cytoskeleton organization; wound healing. The record is from RefSeq and is a predicted model, not a curated record.
GUCGGCGAUGGGCGAGGAUGUGUCGGAUGUGUGUUCUCCUUUUUCGCCGUUGGCUGGUGUGAGUUUUACAUCGGGAGCCAUUGCUGAAAAUAUGGGGUCUAGUGUUUGUGAUUCGGAAUCGGAGGCACUUGUGAACCAAUUGUUACUUGGUUUGGAUGAGGAAAGCAAGUGGAUUACUGGAUGCGAAGAUAGCCUACUCCGCAUGGGUGCUAUUUCCUUGGAUGAUAGAUCUAACCGUCAGUUGCUGGAUAGUCAUCAGGACUUGUUAGAGGAACUCACUAAACGACAGACCGCCAUUCGGUCCAUUGUGUUUCAAGCUGAACAGUUUCUGAGGUCAAAUGUAACUGUUAGUAGUCCUGCGACUCGUAAACAACUGCAGCUGAAGGUCAACGGUGUUCGUGAACGAUCUGAGCACGCUCACAACGAAGCGGAAUCCCGUAUUCGAACGCUUAUCGGCAGUUUCGACGCAUUGGAACACUUGACCUACAAACUACACGAUUUACAAAAUAUGCUCAAACAAUUCGAAUCGGUUCUUGCGAUUUCUUCAACCGGGGCUACCAUGGACGCAUCGCAGUUCAAUUUUAGGACAGCCGUUCAACGCCUUAACGCAGCUGUAACUGAGGCGAACACUGCCCAAGCGGAAAUCAGCAACCUCCCAUGCUUGGUCCGCAACUUCCUCGGACACAAUGCAUAUCGUGAAUCGCUGGAUUGUUUGGUAGCUGUAGAAGAUGACAAACCACUGGAACACACGGUACGGGACGCUGUCCAUGAGGCUAGCGAUCGCCUUUUCAAUUUAGGCGAUCGAGUGCGUGAUCGACUUGCGUACAUGUUGAGUGCACAGGAGAAAUACGAACAAUUUAUUGAUGAGGUCUCCCGGCGCACAAUUGCUUUGGACACAGUGGGGAAGAAGUUUCGUUGUAUUGAUUUCGGCCGGAUUGCUAUCAUGGGUAACCGGCUGAGCGGUUCGCAGCGUGGCCAAGUACAAUCACAUUCCAACACAUUGGUGGAAUUGAUUGGCUUACUGGAAAAUACCGGGCAUGACUUACAGGUUUUACUGAAGGACACCUUUCCGAAGUUACAGACUAGCCUAAUGGAGGCCGGUUUUACCCAAGCUGCUGUGGACCAGGUUGUUAAGAAGCCCCUGAUCGGAGAACUCAAAAGAUGCGAGAGUUUGAUAUCAGGCGUUAAACAGAAAAGCACGGAAUUGAUACGUCUCCUAUCCGAGGGACAAUCCGUGUCAGAUACUUUGAGCUCAACUGUCCAAUGUUUGGAAAAAGUUGAGCGUCGUCUAGCCCAUCCUGUGUCGGGUAAAACCCAAGAGGAAUCGACUGAAAUGCAUCAAGCCCAGGCCGAAUUAUCCUCGCAAAUUGUUGCGCUUCACGUUGCACGCGGUCGAGUUCAGUCAGUCUUAGACAAGGCUGCUGCUCGUGAUGAGGCUGUCAGUGAAGCUGACAUACGGGCUGCGCGCGAGUUCGAAAAGCAGAUUGACGUUUUGGACCAACGUUUGGCUAAGGAUCAGACGGAAGUCGCGACUAGACUGCGAAACGUUACGGCUACACAGGAAACAAUGAACAUAUGUGAACGAGACGUUAAGGACAUUGUCAGUUGGACAGAUAAAACUUUGGCGUUAAUGGAUUCACCACCAUUUUUCCGAGCACCCGAAAGUCACCUGCGAAAGCGUCUGCAAGCUGUUCAGUCGCAGCUUGGCCUCCGGAAGAAACAAACAGAAGAACUUGGCCAGCAGGUCCGAGCUUUACCAGCAUCCGUUCUCAGUGCAAAAGAGUUGAAAGAGAGCAUUUCUGUCCUGGAGGCCCGUCUGGAACAGUUAGAUGAUAGGUUGACGUUGGCCACGCGAAAUCUAGACUUGCUCGAUGCGCGAUACGCCCCUUAUUGUGCUGCUCGACAGGCCGCUGAGGAAUGGCUGAUUACGACAUGUGGUGUCGUCCAGGGGCUUUCUGCAAUCGCUUUGACCUCUGAGGAACUCUUGCGUCAGUCAGCUGAAACGAAGGAAUUGCUUGACCGAUGGAAGGCUCAGGGUGAUCAACUAAACGAAGUUUAUCGUCUUGGAACGGCCUAUGAUGCGCUUUCGCAUUCAGUCAAACAUGGUUCUCGGGGUUCAGAGGAUCCCACAGCUUUCGAACAAGAGUCCACCUAUUGCUUCCGGUGUUUGACAGUUCGGUUUUACUUGGAAACUUUUCUCGAUGAAUUUCGUUGUGUAGAAUCCAGUGACGUCAAAAGGGAAAUGAAAGACCUUCGCGAGCGCUAUUCAACCCUCGGCACCCAGAUUCAAGAACGUCAAAGCACUCUGGAGGCUGUUUCAAAAGAGGUUAAUGCAUUAGAACAACAUCGCGACGAUCUGGUCACUUGGCUUGGGAAACGGGUUCAAGCACUCGUUGGGCAGACUAAGAAAUUGACGGAUUUGCAGACUAUCAAUGACGCAAGUAUCGAGGCUCAACGCAUUCAUGAUGAGCUGGUUUCUGGAAUGUCUGGUUUAGACGAGCUUCGCAAACGUGCUGCUACCCUUCUGCACAAUCGCAGCUAUGUUGCCGGAGCAGCCGAGUUACGAAAUGCUGUUACUGAAACAGAACACCACUGGUCCACUGCCGUUAACGCAGCCACUGAACGCCAAAGAAGUCUGGAAAGGCUGAUCAGAGAUGUGGCUGAAUUUAAACGGUUAGAUGGCACACUGUCGCAGCGACUAAGACAAAUCACACUAGCUGCUCGUGCUUCACCACUGAUCGAUCAAACCACUUUGGAAUUGGCGCCUUCUCAUCUGAAACAGAUACGCUCUCUUCAAGCUGAAUUAGAGUCACUGACUGCCGAUAUCGUCCAGAUGCGUGAGCUUGGUAAACGCCUAACUGAUCGACUACAACCGCCAGUUGUCGCUGAGUUGCAAAUCGGUCAACAGAUCCAUCAUGUCAGUUCUUUGCAUGACCAGGCACAAAAAGACCUCGCUAUAAAAGCUAGUCAAUAUGAGAAAGUCCUGGGUCCGAACUUUCAGUUCGAACAGUUGCUGGACGAUGUUGAUGAUAUUCUCGGUGGUGCGCAGCGCCAAAUCGACAAACCAGGAAUUGGCCGGAAGGAUCGUCAGGAGGUGGAAGACCAGAUGAAUAAGGCUCGGACGCUGCUCACGCGUGCUCGUGCUCUUGGCAAACAACUAUCCGACUCAACCACAGAUGCAGCUAUGAAAUUCGGUAUUGAGACCAAGUUGUUGCAGAUGGAAAAUCUCUUUAACCAAACCAGUCGUGCAUUGGAUGGCCAACCGGGGCAAGAUAGGUUGGAUGGUCGACUACCACUGCCAGCCCAAACACAAUUUGGCGCGUUGUGCAACUGGAUGUCAGAGAAAAGCAAUCAGUUGGAAAUGGCAAACGAAUUGCUUGGUCAGCAGUUUUCUGGAUUGGGUGAAUUGAGUUUGGACCAAGUUGCUCAACAGAUUAAGGUGCUGCAUGACACACAGGAGGAGAUACAACAGAAACGCCGAGAUCUCCAAAUGCCAGUAUCUGCACUACCCCCUGAAAUGCUCGGGACUGCCAGUCAGCAGCUUGAUUUGUUGUCCAAAGCAAUCACAGUCAAGCAGACGCAGUUGGAAAAAGUUGCUUCCGAGCCCACUUCGCUAUCGGCCAGUCUUAACCAGCUAGAGGCUUGGAUCAACUCAGAAAUAGGUGACCUCACGAAGCCGCUCGCAACUCAUGGGGCGUUUCUUGCCGAUCCAACACAGAUAGUGGCAACCGAGCAAAAGCUGAAAUCCAAGUCCAUUGAAGUCGGUCGCAAGAUUGAGGAUUUGAAUUCCCUCAAGCAGAAGUUGAAGUUACCUGUGAAGGACAUCCCUGGCUCCGUGGCUAAUGGAUUGCUUCAUCAGGCUGACAGUAUACUCCUAAGCUUGAAGCGACUUGACUCGGAAGUUCGUAACCGAAUAGACCGAAUUGUGGAUGUCAAACGGUGUCACACCCAAGCUCAGCAAGCUGUCGCUGCCUAUCGUCGUGCUGUAGACGAUGCUGAAACGAAGUGGAUCGAUCUACAACAAGCCCGGUUAGAAAAAAGACCCAUUAGGGUGGAUCAGACCGAGGGAGAAUCCAUCUUAACCCCUGGUUCUCCGAGAUCCCUCCAAAUGGAUCAGAUGGCUGAUCUACAGGCGGAAUUAUUUGCUCUUCUUGAGGAGACCACCACAACAGGUGCUUUGCCAGUUAGACCCUCCCCUACGUUGGGUAUGAUUCAAGCCAUGGAGCAACUGGAACAUUCCUUGAAAGCUGCCGGCGACAGUGAUCCCCGUCGAUCUGUGACUGAAAUUAUGAACGAUAUUCGAGCAACACGGAAGCGCAUUGAGGCUAUUGUUCAAUCGGUCAACAACGACUUGGGCUCUGCAGAAGCCAGUACUAGCGCUAACACCACUGUAAACCUAAUCAAGCAAAUGAAUACAGUGGCUAGGCAAGUGCGGUCUGCGGCUGAACGUUUAUCAAACUUCCCCGAGAAAUCCCCAGGGAUUGUUCCGAAAACACUCCGCGAACGUACACAGAGUAUGAAUGAGAUAAAGGAUGAACUCUCUCAUUGCAAAAAGGUGAUAGGGGAGUUGCAAGCCCAGUUGCAAUCACAGACACGGGCUCCUGGUGCACCUGGAUGCGUAGCAGAAUUACUUGGUCAGUUAAAGUCGUUGGACAAGGAAACAGAUAGUCUGGAAAACCGAGCUCAACAACUGGAAUCGGAGGUGAAGAAUCGGUUGCCAAAAGCGCAACAGUUGGCUGAAUUACGACAGCAACUGGCCACUUCAGUUAAUCAGGCUCGAAAGGCUUGUCUACCAGUCUCCAGCGCUGCUGCUGACGCUUCUACCGGUCUACUGAGCGCAGAGAACCUGAUAAAGAAGCUGCGCGAUGAGCUAGCACAAAUGUCUACCGUGAGUCGUCAAUUAUCGGAAAACUAUGCGGACGAAAUUACCCAGCGUCAGAUGGAGUCGGAGAUUGCCACUGCAGAGGCUGUGAUAGCGCAGCUGUCCGAACACCUGGUAGCCCGUGCGGUGGGACAACGUGAUCAGACUGGAUCACUACUUAUUCAAGUCCGGAACAACCUUCAAAGACUUCAGCAUCAGUAUGAUGAGCUUCGAAAUGAUUUCGCAGCUCAAACGCUUCGGUCUGCCACCAGUGGUGACUGCAGCAGUUUGCGAGACAACUGCCGGCUUAUGCUCACCCGGGCUGAAUCAUGUACGGACGAAUUGAAUCACAUGAAAACGGCUAUAAAAUCACUUCAUGGUAUUCAAACCCAUGAGAGCAAAGACGAUCUACAUAAAUGCAUCGACCAACUGUUGAGCAACUAUGCUGUUUUAAUAAGCGAAUUAAAGGGACAAUUAAAAGAGUCUGUGCAGGCGGAAGCUACGCAAAAGCAGCUGAUGGACAGAAUCCAAGAAGUCGACUCAUGGUUGACGGUACAGCGCCAUCGGUUUAACCAACCAGUCUACGGUGCACCCGAAGAUACUGAAACUGGCGAUUCAAAAAUGGUGGCGGACGUUCGCAGCUGUCUGAAGUCAACUAGGCGCCAUCGGUUUAACCAACCAGUCUACGGUGCACCCGAAGAUACUGAAACUGGCGAUUCAAAAAUGGUGGCGGACGUUCGCAGCUGUCUGAAGUCAACUAGGAGUCUGGCCAAAGAAGUAGACUCCAAGCGAGAUGUAUUUCGAAAGCUGAAAUCAGAUGGGGAUAUUCUGAUUUCUUCGAAACAGGUUUUGGAUCCAGAGCCAAUCCGUGACCGUCUGGGUGCCCUGCAAGAUGCAUACAGUGAUUUACGAAGUGGAAUCCAGCAACGCCUGAGUGCUUUCGAAGCUGCCUUGCCAACAACUCAACGACUGGUUUCUGCUCUCACCACCUUGGGUUUACGAUUACCGGCUGCUGAAUCUCGGUUACGUUCCCUGUGUGCCAGUAGUUCCGACCCGAUUAACUUGAGAAGGUCUGGUGUUGAUGCUCUAGAGGCCGAAUUGAGCAAUAUCCUUGCACCGCAAGCUCACCUCGUCCGCACCAACUGGAACCGACUGCAGGAGCUGUCCGUUCCACCAUCGCUCUUUUCUCGUACUCUCACCCUUCCCGACGGUACAAAGUCAGAAGUCAAGCACGCAGAACAAAUUGAAGCCGAGCUGCAACGAUUCGAUAAAUUUCAAAUGGAGCUGUCCGAAUUGGCUGCAGAAGUCAGUAGCACACGGUAUAAGACAAACGUUCUACUGAGCAAACUGGACGAAGAAUCGCGCUGGUUGAACUCUGCCCUUCAGCGACUAGACCCACUUGUCUCUGACGAUCCAGCACAUUGGACCGGUGAUGCGGAAGAAGGAGAGAAGAAUUUCGUAAAACUCGAUGGCAAUGCCCUGGCCUCAUUUACUGAUCAGUCCGCAUUGCUUAACGAAUUCCCCUCGUUGGCCGUGUUGCCUGCAAACUAUGGCCCAUUGAGUCAAGUACGCGAUAGACUCUAUCACUUCCGUGAGAACUGGGAAGUGCGCCAGAAGAGUAAAACUCAAGUUUUGUUGACAGAGGCCCAUGAAUUACUACAAGCUGCAGGAAUACGUGUUAGUGGCAUCACAGAUAGCGGAAGAACUAUCGGUCUACACUUUGGGGACAAAUUGGGACGACAGCUGGUUCUUGCCGUUGAUUUACUCUCUAAAAGAAUGGCCCAACUGGACACACGGCUUGGUCAGGUGGAAGUCCGAGUAGGUGAGGCGUUGCCACUAUCCCGAUCGUUCUAUGAAGACAUGGGAGAAUUCGCCGACACUAUGAAUGCAGAUGAAGCAGAACUUGAGCGCCUGUCUCUUCCUGGAAAAUUGGAACCGCGAAGCAAAACUGAACUAGGUGAAUUAGACAAUGAACGGGUACUGCACAAACAAAUCAAGGCCCUCGAUGAGAAAACAGAGUCGCACAAAACGCUGCUGGAUCAAAUCACUCGUACAAGCGUUCCCCUUAUUGACUUAGUUGCUAAGAAUAAUGGGAUUACCAUCCGAGAUAGUGUGAGGAAUGCCACCGAUCGCUAUCGCCAACUCCAGAAGGCAAUCAAAUCGCGACUUACCAGCGUGGAAACGCGGCUAAAGCAAUCUGAUGAGGCAAUCGGCGAUUUGUUGGUAUUUCAGAUUGCCGAACAACUGGAUGUUAUGUCAGACCUCUUUGCUGGUGUUGCUCAGCAGGCUUCGCAUCUGGGCAUCCCGAUCGAUCCGUCCACAAUCUGGGCACGGCCUUCUGCGACUCCUGGCGUAGAGAUGGUUGACUCAACCUUACCACCAACCCAGCAGUCUGGCCUACUUGCCGAAGCUGGUGUCGGUAGAGUACGACCUAUAGUCAGCGUGCAGCCGGAUCAACUGCAAGAACAUCUGAAUGAGACGCGGGAAUUGAUAGAAACACUAAGCCACCGACUUCCCGAACUGGAAGCACUGACAGCAUGCGUACGAGCUCAGCUAGAACCUAAGCUGGCGGCUAUCAAGACACAACGUAAAGCCCAACUAGACUCACCUGCAAUGGUUGAUCCAUUUGCAGCGGAUGCAGAACGUGCCAUUGAACUUCACAAAACCCUGCUACGAACCUCUGAGAAGCUGCAGACUGAUUGGCUUGGAUUACAAAAACAACUAGAAGCACGUGUGGCCAAACUCAGUGUUAUUCACGAAACCUCUUCGGUGGGAUUCUGGCCCAGGGUAAGUGAGCUCCAGGCUGCCCUUAUCCUGGCAGGAGGAGCCCUACGAAUCAUAGCUACUGGAUGCGAUCCCUCCGAUGCGUCUACCCGACGAGACCCGUUGGAUCCCACCAGCUAUGUACAGCAGAGAAACGAUUUGGGUGCUUUGCUACAACAGGUUGAUCAUUUGACUAGUCAACUGUCUGCCUGUCAACAGGCCGGCGCACAGCUUAUUCAGCUGAUCACUGGGGCCAGCAGUCCAGAAGACACCCUUCAGUUGCGCCGUGAAGAGGAGCAGGCCAUACGUAAUGAAGUAAACUCGGCCUUGAAUGAGUUGGAUGCUCUACAUGAGGAUCUUCUCACCAGUUGUCAACGCCUUGCCAAGCAGAUUGACAAGCAAGAAGCUGCGGCUAAGCAGUUCAAGAUGGGACUGGAAGAUUUCAUCAGGUGGCUUUCCCAACAGGAGGUCAUAUGGGACCAGUUUGCUCCGAUCGCGACUGAUAGUGUCAGCGUUUUGAAGCAGCUGGAAGAAAUUAUUGCAUGGACCGACGGCCUAUUGUACAAGCAUUCCGAUUUAGAAGCUUUGAAUUGGUCCGCUAGCCAACUCAGUGCUCUAGACUUGGACGAAAUGGAAACGUUGAGCAUGGAAGAUACAGUUGGUCCUACGAGUACUGUCCCGAGCACGUUACAGUCAGAUCUGGCUGGAGCGAAUCGCCGUUGGGACACUCUACUCGAUUCUGGCAAUCACAGACGUCAUCGACUUCAAACUGUACUUCUGGGACUUGGUGAGUUUGAUCAAGCUCUUGAUGCCUUGAUCAAAUGGAUUGCGAUGGCUCAAGCCAAUGUGGAUCAGAUCCCUGUGCGCAGAGGUAAUAUCCGGGGUCUCGAGGCGGAUUUAGCACGCGUCAAAAUCAUUCAAAACAGCGUCAACAACCACCAACUUGCAGUGGUGCGUGUUCACGAGCAAGCCAAAAGGCGGAUCGACUCCUUGAGACGUGACACACCUGAGGUCCCAUCGAAUAUCGAGGCCCAAAAGGCUAGUGCCGAACCCCCUAUGAAUCAAACAGCCGAGCGCUUGAACACGAUGAACGAAAUGUGGGAACACUUGAAGGCUAGUACGAAAGAAAAACAGUGCAUUUUAGAAGAAGCCUUGCGAGAGACGUUCAACUUCCAUGGGCAAUUCGACCACCUCGUGCGACGCUGUCGUCAAUUAGAAAGUCGCAUUCCCACUCCUGGAACUCGCAUAAUGGGCUGCCUUCCUGACAGUGCUCGAGAGCAGCUGCGUCGUUUCAUGGAGAUCUACAACGGUCUGGUUGAGGUCGGUGACAAGCUAACUGAUCUCCGGAAGGCUUCAGCUGCUCUUUUAGUCAGCGCAAGUUCUUCUGCAGACCAACCACCAGAACGCCUCACGAGUGCACUGGACCGGUUCAAAGACCAUCAUUCACAGCUGCUACGUCGAGCCACUGCAAUUCGGGACCAGCUGCAGUCUGGGCUCAGUGAAGUCGAACGGUUCCACGCUGAGCUGGCUCAGAUGAUGCAAUGGCUCACAUCGAUGGAGCGCACUGUCGCUCAACAGAAGCCAGUCAGUCGCAUCGUUACACGUCUCGGCCAGCUAAUACUGGACCACGCAGAACUCAGAAGGAGCAUUGCCAGUCACCGGGAUGUCUUGCUAUCUCUAGAUCGCAUGGGCGCGCAAGUUCAGCACAACGCACAAAAGCAAGAUGUAGUCUUGGUGAAAAAUUUGCUGUCCAGUGUACACAAUCGAUGGGAGCAGCUGUUGUCGCGCACCGCCGAACGAACGCGACAGCUAAAUGUGGGACUGAAGGAAGCUCAAACUUUUCUGAAUAACUGGACAACUCUGACCGAGUGGCUCAAGGAACAGCUGACUUGUCUGGAAGAAGAAUGUGGGAGCGUAGCUACACGUUCAGAACGCAUAGCCCAUCAGCUAACGCAACACUACGAAUUUCAGCGUGCUUUGGGCGCGAGGAAUGUGACAUUCGAUUCAGUUCGUCGUUAUGCACGUUAUCUGCGUGAUCGAGCGCCAGUUUGUGACCACCAGGAAUUGGAUGACAUGGUUAACGAAUUGAAGCACCUAUGGAAUGCCGUCUGCACUCGCUCUCUUGAUCGCCAGCGCAUGUUGGAGCAGGCACUACUUUCUGCCGGCCUAUACAAAGAAGCACUACAGUCGUUAACUGAAUGGCUAUCUGGUGUGGAGCCCCAGUUGUCUGAACAUCAAGUGGGCUACUGCGGUGAUGUGGAUACGGUUGAGCAUUUAAUUGAGGCUCACCGUCGUUUGGUGUCGGAGCUUGAUGAACGUGCCGGAUGGAUUCAAUCCAUCCAUGAAGCUGCUGAUGAGCUCAUGAGAAAGGCAAGCAAGGGUUCCAUUGGCCAAGCCGAUGUGGCGGCUAUCAAAGGACAGCUAAAUCAUUUAGAUGGUGUCUGGAAUCGUGUUCAACUGCUUACUAAGAAACGCGGUGAACGGUUGGAUGAAGCGUUGAAGUUGGCUGUGCAAUUCCAGGAGAUGUGUCGUAGUUUGAUGGACUAUUUUGCCGGUGCUGAACAUGUUAUUCGACGCUUGGCGGCACUGCCAACCUACGACGAUCUAGAGGAUGAAUCAAGUACAGAUACACUGAAGCCGAAGUCCGCUGAGGCUCCGGAAAGCCUGGCAGCUGCCAUUAACGCUCAUGAUCAAACACACAAGAACCUUUUGGACCAAUCGGAGCGAGUGCAGGCCACUUUACAUUUAGGCAAUCAGCUUAUGGCCCAGGCCCAUCCAGAAGCUGUUCAACGCUUACGCCAGUGGAUACAUGCGAUUCAGAGUCGCUGGAGUGAUCUUAUCGCUAGUUCUAAUCAAAGGGCCGAUCGCCUUCGAGCUGCUUUAGAUGAUCAAAAGCGUCGACAAUCUCUCCGUGCUGAACUUUUGGACUGGAUAAAGACAACACAAGAUCACUUAGAUCGUGAACCAACCAUCACGUUUGCUAGUACCACAAAACGGACCGUAGAUACUCACGGCGGAGACAAAGACGAAAGCCAGGAUAAUGACCAAAUCUCUACGCUUGGUUCAGAUCAGGUGUUUCUCGGGGCGUCGGAUGUUGACGAUUCGUCGAGUGUGGCUACAUACCGUACGUUACCGUUGAAUGAAAUCACCGAGCCGGAAUUGAUAGAGCGAUUGUUAGCCGAGCACGCCGAACUAGAGCGCGAAGCGGCACUUCGCCAGCCAGUAUUGGACCUGAUCUUGAAACAUGCAAAGCGCAGGACUAUUCAACGGGUAUCCACUCUUAGAGGUUCAUUCCUUCAACGGGGUCGAGCCAGUGGUCGCAUCGUGAGUCGCCCAGCGACCGGAAAAGUCAAAAGCGAAUUGCAGACUACCGAGCCCAAUUUCGUCUCCUCGUCAGCGAACCAACUUUAUCAACGCUGGUCGAUGUUACAGCGUUCUCUAGCGGCCAGACGGACGAAGCUCAGAGAUAGACUGACCUACUUGUCCGAAGUGGAGAAAAUGAGAACUUUCCAAUUCGAAUCCUGGCGCCAACGCUAUGUGGCCUGGUUGAAUGAGAAUAAGUCACGUGUCAUUGAUUUAUUCCACCGCAAAGACCUUGAUCAUGACGGACGUCUUACUUACGCAGAAUUCAUCGAUGGAAUCUUGGAAAUGAAAUUCCAAACUACCCGUGUUGAGCUGCAAACGGUGGCUGAAAUUUUCGAUGCCAACGGAGAUGGCUAUAUUGACUAUCGCGAAUGUUUGAAUGCCCUUCGAGCCGGUUAUGUCGCUUCACGAAUGACCGGUUAUAACACGAGCAGCAGUCAGCUUAGCUUGUCUCAAGUCGGUCCAAAUGAUGAAGAGGCUAUUAACUGUGAAGUGAGAAGGCAGGUUGGACUGUGUACCUGUCAUAACACCUACCAGAUUUGCAAGAUGGCCACCGACAAAUACCGAUUUGGCGAUUCACAAAAAUUGCGCCUUGUGCGGAUAUUGCGCAGCGCUGUCAUGGUACGCGUUGGCGGUGGCUGGACCACUCUGGACGAGUUUCUAGCAAAAAAUGAUCCUUGUCGUGGUGCUUGUCAGCGCUUGUCUAGCUUCAACGAUUUAGCUGUGGCUGUGGGUUUAGCUCCAUCUCGUCAUCGCCGUUCGCGCCGAUCCUAUGCUCCCAUGUUUGCUCCAUUACCUCGUGACCCUCGUAUGCAUACCGCACUUUCGAAUCAUUAUAAUACUCUACGCAGCAGUGGCGAUAGCAGUAUCAGUUCCCAUCAGGGUACCGGGUCUGACAGGUCGCGGAAUCAGCUGAAUCGUACAUCUUAUCCGAGGCACACGACGGUUCGGCGUAUCUCUGGCCCCGGUCAGGAUAACGCCUUCUACUUGCUGAUGCCAAACACUAAAGCCAACCCUUCCAACCAUCUUUCUCGAGGCAAUCCAGGAUCUUGAUUAUUCCUCCUCAAGAGCAAGGGUGGUAGUGCUUAUCACGCUACUGACAGUACCUGGCUCAUUUCAGCUCAUUUUCGCGCAUUUUUGGCAGUUCAUCGUCACACCUAAUCCCGGUGCUACAGCCCUCGUUCCAGAAGCAGCUGCUUGGAAAUCAGUUGUCGAUGUUUGCGAGGGAUCUGUUACUGGUGAUAUGACGACUGGGCUCUACCCUAAGCCGUCCUCCCGUUCAAGCACUUCCAAGCAUGCCGCAUCCAUCUCUAUGUAUGGUACGGCCCAUUCUUUUCGUCAGAACUGCACCAACACUGUCCCUUCAAAGUUGCCGGUCAAAACAUCUCAACAGCGGCGUGCUUCCACCGCCUCUUUGCCCCAUUCUGAUCGAGGAAACAGUCAACUUUUCGACCAUUUCGAUUCCAAGAGUCUUUCAGGUGUUGUGCAUUCCCAAAUCGUCUUGCCGACGACCGGUCAGGAAUUAGAAGAUCCUAUAUCCCGACCGUCUUCGAGUAUGUCACAGGCGAGCAGCUCUCAGCUGUCCACCGGCUUCCGGAAACCCGAAUCGGUGGAACCUCAUUCAGACGAAAAGUCAUCUAAUCGAGUUUCAACGCGUAAUCUGCGUGACCAUGCGCAUCUGUCGUCAUCCCGUUUCGGUCCGCAGAACUCUGGUGAGAAAAUUUCCUCCCCAACAAUUACCUCAUCACCGGCCCAUUCACAUUCAUCCUCUGCCAGGUCCGUUAACUCACCAUCCCUGUUGCCUGUUUCCUGUAUUUCCGAAGAAAACACUCCCGUUUCUUCACCAAAAACACCCGUCCCUGAACUCUCCCCUGAAGAAACCCAACCCAAAGCGCCCUAAAUAGGCUGUUGAACACCCAAAUUCCCACAUCUCCAACCACUUUAUUCGUACAGUUCGGGUAACUUUUCAGUGAGGCAUGUCCUUCGCUUCUUCCUUUCAGAGAGAUUAAAUUUUUCUAUUAGUAAUAUUUCCUAUCAUCACUGCACUUUGCAUUCAUAUUUCCCCCUUUUCUACACCGUUCACCCUGUGUUGAUGGACACAUAAUUACGGCGUGCUCACUCACGCACACGUUGACAGGCACUUGAACACAGCUUUUCUCUUGUUUUCUUCCAUACUUUCGCUGUGACUCCGAACUUGCUUUUUUGUGCGCGUUCGUUCCUUCCCUCAUUUGUUUCAUCGGAUCCCAUGGUUUACAUCGGAUGUUCGUGGUCUGGGGAUUCUUUUUUCUCUGUGUUUUGCUCCUGCCGGCCAAUAUUUUCGCUAACUCGUGCGCUCAUUUGUUUCUCUCCUUCAUUUGCAAUGGAUUCAAGAAGACAGUUCGUGAAUACAAAUAAUAUAACCAUAUGACAA